Xenopus laevis (African clawed frog) is the source of this 976-nucleotide messenger RNA. RefSeq lists its product as uncharacterized. The coding region runs from base 121 to 849 and encodes 242 amino acids. The record is from RefSeq and is a predicted model, not a curated record. NCBI's taxonomy places the organism in Eukaryota, Metazoa, Chordata, Amphibia, Anura, Pipidae. The transcript has 7 exons.
UAAUGAGCCUCUCUAUGGUCUGAUUGGUGACUUUUACUUUUUAAAUGGUGCUCCAGGAUUUGGGAGGUUUGUGGCUUACUUUAGCAUUGCUAGGACUGGCUGGUUUUCUUGAGGCCUGAAAUGGAUGGUGAAGCAAAAUCCCCAUGCUGUGAGGCCUCAACGGGCAAACGACCUGUGCAAACAAAAGAAUCUGGAUACCUGAAAUCAGUCUUCUUAAAAGUUACGCAGAUCUGGCCUCUUAAAUAUGUGUUCAAGAUAUUAAAGAAGAUUCUGUCCCUAGCUGGACUCUCCCCAAAAAUCGAGAAUGUAGGAACUGCGGAGUCUAAAUCUCCCUAUGGCAGACGUUUUGUGAGCGGAAGGAAAAGGCUUGGCCGCUUUGCUCGUCUUCUACUUUCGCUUGCCCCUCAAAGAUUACAGUGUGCUCUGGGCUACCACUCGGCAGACAGUAUAGGGCAGUCUGUAGGGACAGAUGACAUUAGGAAGUCUCCUCUGAAGCCAUGUGGAAAGGGCAGCAAAAGGAAGCAAGAUGAUCUUGAAGUAGAAGAGCAACAAAGCUGGGUGGCUUUAAUGAAUGAGGAUCUUCCAGAUGAGGAUGAUGAAGAUGAUCCAACUUAUGAACCUAGUAAUACAGAGACCGAUAGUGAAGAACACCAUUCCAAAAAUGAAACAGAAAGUGAUCUUGAAAUUGAGGAAAAAGAGGGUGUUGUGAUGCUCAAGGAAUCUCCAGCAAAGAAACCGGAGGCCAUGGUCAAUGGCGACCCAUCAAAUAAGGAGGAAAAGCCAGUCAUUGAAAAUCAGAAGAUAGAUGAUGAACACCAGAACCAUAUCACUAACUCUUCUGCAGAAUAAAACAUGGCAUACUUACCAGUUUGAAUGGGUUCAUUUGCAUGCAUUAUCUGAGUGCUGUUAAUGUACUAUAUGGAGGCUUCUCUUGCCAACUUUUUUGCUAAUGUAUCAAUAAAUAUUUUUCACUGAA